UCAAACGCUUGACUUCGAAUCUUUUGAUUAAAAUUUUGAUAAAAACGAAAAAUAGAAAGUUACUUCACAGUACAACAAACUCUUUAUUAUUAAGUAAAGGAGUUUUGAUUGACCAUAAAUGUUCUCUCGAAUUUUUUGGUUAAUAAAAUUGUAAAUUAUUAAAAUAAUUUUAUGUACCAAAUUCCUUCCCACUUUAGUACUUUUAUAUUUAAAUGGCUGGGAAUACUGCUCUAGUUUGUUGUGUAGUUACCAUAGUGAUGAACAUUAGGACAUAAUACUAAUAUAUUCCUUCAACAAAACUACCCAAUUUUAGAUUAACUAUGCCUUUUUUUACAAGUAAAUUUUCUCCAAAAAAAGCUCCUCGAAGAAAAGGCGCAGAUAUAUCUAGUGGAACAAUUGAAGAAUUAACUUCAGAUCAAAGAACUUUACAUAUAAAAAUAAGCGACCAAAAAUAUAUAUUUGAAAAUGGUGACUGGAUACCAGAAUCUGGCAGAAACAGUGUGAUGCACAAGUCUGGUCAAAGAUUAAAAAAAAAAAUGGAGGUGCUACAAGAAGAAAACAAUUUGCUUAAUUUGAAACUGGAGAUAUUGCUAAAUAUGUUAACUCAAACUACUGCUGAAAGUCAUAUUCAACAAAGAGAAAUAAAGAAAAUUAACAAAAUGGAAAAACUAAAUAAAUAAAGAGGAUUGUAUUAUUUAUAUUAAAUAUAAAACGCUAGUAAAUAUGAUUAUUAACUAGGUAUUUGGGCACUUAUUCCUUGUAUGACCUAGAAAAAAAGAAAAAAGUUAAAAUAGUAAAAUGGCUACUACUAAACGUUUCAAAUAUAUUUGUCCCUUAGGAAAUAACCAAACAUCCUAAUUAAACUAUCUUUGACAAUAUCUACUUGAACCAUAUUAUUUGGUAUAGAUAUAUUUGAAAUUGGAACACCUUAUGUAUUUUUGAAAGGUAAAUUCUAUUACGUAAUUUUUUUUUCAGUUGUCAAACUUGCUUUGCAAUUUUUUUCUUUCAAAUCUGACUAUGCCACUGGAUUCUCCACCCCUCAAUUGGGUUUGUGUCAAAUUUCAUGAAAAAAUAUUUAUUGCUAAUUGUAGAUCUUUUCUUAAGGCUAUUAUGUUUAUAGUACUGUACACGAUUUUCUGUAUACAGGUGUGUAAAGUUCAGGAUAUUUAAUAAUAAACACAAGAAGUAAAAAUA
Anoplophora glabripennis (Asian longhorned beetle) is the source of this 1194-nucleotide messenger RNA. It is a transcript of the gene Cby, whose product is annotated as protein chibby homolog 1. The record is from RefSeq and is a predicted model, not a curated record. Bases 321 to 680 code for a protein of 119 amino acids. The transcript is spliced from 3 exons. Lineage: Eukaryota; Metazoa; Arthropoda; Insecta; Coleoptera; Cerambycidae.